AUUUGGUUGUAAGCCGAGAAUUUCGUUUAUUUGUGUCGGUAGUAAUGUCGUUGUUAUUUGUCUCAUUAGCAUUAGCCAUCUAGCUAGCAUCCAUACUAAAGAACAGAUAGCAUAGGGGCCAGCUAGCCUGGUGUGUCGUUGGCUAUCACAAAGUACAAGAAAGCUUGCAUAUUCUGUUAUGAGCCACCGUGACACCUGCCUCAAUCACUUAAUCAGGCAACGAGUACAGUAAUCUGUACACCUCUUGUCUUCAACGUGUCACUGGUGUUAUUGUUGUUGUGAACACUCUAAAUAGUUUAGCUAGCCAGUCCUUUCCUAGUCUUUGAUGAAUAGGGCACUGUAUUCCAUAGAACAGGACACAAUUGUAUAGGAUAUCAAACAAUGAUACUCCACACUGUUUGAUUGUACUGUUGUCAGACACCUGAAGAUAACAAAUCAAAAAAACUUGCAGAGUUGACAGAAUAUUUGCUGUGCAAUCAAACAGACUCUGAUCUAGUUUGGAAACUCCCUCCAGUGUGGAGGUCAAGACGUCUCCUAAUGGGACACUGUGGUCUGAUAAAACGUCACAAGAGCGGAGGAGGGCAGCCUUCCCACUAUGCUGACAAGCUCUCGUUGAGUCCAGAACAGAGCACCCAGCUACUCACACACACACACUCACACUCACUCACACAUACUGACAGACCUCUGUCAGGAACACUGGAUCUGUACAGCUUCCUGGAAGCCAAGGAAUGACGUUGAUGGUCGUGGGUGUGGUCCUGUGCCUGUCAGGCUGGAUCUCUCUGUACACGCUGCUGUGUAACAUCAACGGUUCCCGUGGAUACGAGUGGAACUGUCGCCUGGUAACCCUGGUCCAUGGGAUAAUGGCGGUCUGCAUCACAGCGUACAUAGGCUACAUAGACGGACCCUGGCCCUUCACUUACCCAGGCACCAAGAACACCCCCCUCCAGAUCACCGCGUUGGCCCUGAGCCUGGGCUACUUCCUGUUCGACAUGGGCUGGUGUGUGUACUUCCAGACGGAGGGCCCUGUGAUGCUGGCCCACCACACCAUCAGCAUCCUGGGCAUCAUGCUGACCCUGGGCCUAGGCGAGUCUGGCAUCGAGUCUUGCUCUGUCCUGUUCGGCAGCGAGGUGACCAACCCGCUCCUGCAGACGCGCUGGUUCCUGCGUCAGACCGGCCGCUACGACAGCGCCCUGGGCGAUGCGGUGGACGUGGUCUUCGUGCUGCUGUUUGUGCUGAUGCGGGUGGUGGUGGGCGGGUUCAUGCUGUAUUGUGAGCUAGCCUCGCCGCGGCCCAUGAUUGUCAUCAAGUGUGGGGGCGUGGCCAUGUACACCAUGUCCUGGGUGUUCAUGGUGGACAUUGUGCGGUUCACUCUGAAGAAGAGCAGGAAUUGGGGGCGGCGCCGCGGAGAGCAGCGUCCACCGGUCAUGGUCAACGGACACGAUGGGAAGACGGACUGAGAGGAGAGGAGGGAGAGACAUGCUGACGGAAGAUGGAAUAUGAGAGAGAGAAAGGGAAGAGAGAUUGAGAGAUGCAGUAGGAAGAUGGAAUGAGACACCAGGGGACAGAGAGAAAGAGGUUGUAGGGGAAUCAAGACUGAUUGACCAGGGUAUAGAAAAAGAAACAGAGGUUGGUGAGUACAGAGUGGAUAGACUGGAGUCUUCCCUCCUAUUAUCUCUCCUCCUAGUCUAUCUCCUUUGCAGGUGGACAAGGCAGUUAUAGUGCGACUUUCUUUAUGUAACAGUGAAUUAUGGAAAUUUACAGAUUAGCAACGGACGUUUUUACUUUGUGUACCAGAGUCGAUUGAACAGAGCUACUUUCAUACAUUUGGCCUCAGCAACUGAAAGUUAGCAAAUAGUUGUGGGUGCCAAAGUGAGUCUUCGUACUGUCUAGAACUGUAUCAUGUUAUUCUCGAUGUUGGGGAUUUUUGGGGCAUCUUUUGAGAGCAUGAAACAACUGUGAAUAUAAGAAACAAAGAAAUUACAUGUUUUGUUUAAAACAACUGAUAAUGUUGAAAUAUCUUGCCACACAAACAACAAGAAAAAACAACAACCGUGGCAUAGUUCAUGUCUUUCAAACCAAAGAUGUAGUGACUGCCAAUAUACAACAAACCAAGUGGUUUCACAAGUGUAUUUCUGUGACCUGUGACCUAAUAGGGCUAAUGUUCCUAUGGAAACAGAAUGUUAGGAGAAACAUAGUUCUAGUGUCCAGAGAUUUCCGUCCGACCAUAUGAAGCGUAAAUCAUGUGUUUUGCCGUAUUUUCGGUGAAUCUGCAGCUCACAAAGGGAGCAAAAAUAGAGUGUUUUUGUCUUGGAUUAUGUCGCAUGGUAUUAUCGUUCAGUACAUAUUAACUUCACUAUCUCACUACUUUGUAUAAUCCCCUAUCAGUUUCCAGUGCAUUAUAUGAGUGGGUGUGGUGUCUGCCAAUGCUUGCAGAGAUAAUGGCUUGCUUUCCGUGUGGCAUGUUGCAAUUCUGAUAUUACAAUACUGAUGUCAGCUGGUGGCUCUCCAGUUUACACUGUACAUCUCGCCUGGGUCAAUGUAUCUACAAUUGCCUUUCUGUGACGUUUAGCAUCACUGGAUGGAUCACCAAAUACCAUAGCACUAGUUGUUGCAAUAGGGCCUUAUACCCUGUGUGUUCAUUAAUAUUUGUAAUUUACUACUUUUUUAUCAAGUGUUCCUCUAUUUUCAACCUGUGACUGAAACGGGAGAGUGUUUAACCUGUGUGUGCCUUCGUGACUUGAAUGUACCUUUUCCCGAUGUUUGUUUUCUUAUCUCAGUGUGUUCUACGUCCACCCUUGUUAAUGGAUUUCCAAUCUUAAACAAGUAAAACUUCAGAACUUUCAGAAAUUGUUGUCGUUUACGCUGAUCUGGCAGGACCUUGUGUGUAAUUGGCUCUUUGCGCGCCUGUGGUACUCUGACUAUCCACCAGAUGGCAUUCGGAAAUCAUUCACGCUUUCAUGGACAUCAGCGGACAUCAACGAGCUAUAGCUUCUUUAUCAUAAACACAAAGCCGGUUAAUCCUCUUACAACAACUCUGUGUGUAUACUAUCAAUGGUGUAUACAAUACUAUACAGUACACAUCACUCAGUGCAUUUGAGUGUUGUAAUUAUAUCCCUUUAAAUAGACAUUAUGUCUGUUCUAUUACAGCCUGUCUACUCGUUUGAACUGCUAGUUAGUAGCUAGUGUAUGUCAAUGUACUCCCAGAGAAUUGGGGAUUUGUGGAGGAAGUCAUGUUAAUAGUGUCUAUGUUGUGGUUACAUAUUAUGAAGGUAAAAUAAUACCAUCAUGAUACUAUUCUCGUGAAUAAACAAG
This is a messenger RNA of Hypomesus transpacificus, 3312 nucleotides long. RefSeq names its product TLC domain containing 5a (gene tlcd5a). Lineage: Eukaryota; Metazoa; Chordata; Actinopteri; Osmeriformes; Osmeridae. The coding region runs from base 729 to 1457 and encodes 242 amino acids. The record is from RefSeq and is a predicted model, not a curated record. The transcript has 3 exons. Gene Ontology annotation, cellular component: membrane.